UUUCAGUUUGUUCACGAGAAUUCACCACAAUGUCAGCACCCGGCGGUGGUCGCAAAAAAGCUCUUCUUAAAGUAAUUAUACUAGGUGAUUCGGGUGUUGGCAAGACAUCACUAAUGAACCAAUAUGUAAACAAGAAAUUCAGUAAUCAGUAUAAAGCAACGAUUGGUGCUGAUUUCCUGACAAAAGAUAUAUCAGUUGGUGAUCGAACUGUUACUAUGCAGAUUUGGGACACAGCUGGACAAGAACGUUUUCAAUCGUUGGGUGUUGCUUUUUACAGAGGAGCGGAUUGUUGUGUGCUUACUUAUGAUAUCACUAAUGCCAGUUCUUUUAGAAGCCUUGAAUCAUGGAGAGACGAAUUUUUAAUUCAAGCAAGUCCACGCGAUCCAGAACAUUUUCCAUUCGUAUUAUUGGGUAAUAAAAUUGAUCUAGAAGCGAAACGUGCCGUUAGUGCCAAAAGAGCCCAAGCAUGGUGCCAGACAAAAAACAAUAUCAAAUAUUAUGAGGUAUCGGCUAAGGAAGCUGUGAACGUAGAGCAAGCAUUUAUUGAAAUUGCUCGUGAUGCUUUAAAGCGCGAAGCGCAAGAUGUGCAGGAUUUUCCAGAAUUUCCGGAUCAGAUUCGUUUGGAUCACCGGGAAACAACACAACCAACUAGUGGUUGUAAUUGCUGAUGGUUUUGAAUGAGCGGAGUUUGCAUUUAGACUUAAAUAUAAGGCAAAGUUUUUUUUUCUUUCGUUUAAAGCAUAUUUGCUUACAUCAAAUACAAAUCUCGCCAUUUGCGUAAUUGUUUCCCUAGUUUCCAGUUUACCUUCCACAACUUCAUAGUUUUUCCACCAAAUUGUCCUAAUUCCUAAUUACGUGACUGUAAAUGAAUCGUUUUUCAAAUUGCAGGAUGAAGC
Molecule: messenger RNA, 896 nt
Organism: Loa loa (African eye worm)
Lineage: Eukaryota; Metazoa; Nematoda; Chromadorea; Rhabditida; Onchocercidae
Product: Ras-like protein Rab-7a
Exons: 4
Coding region: 30-668 (212 amino acids)
Biological process (GO): phagosome-lysosome fusion; endosome to lysosome transport
Cellular component (GO): lysosome; late endosome; phagocytic vesicle
Molecular function (GO): GTPase activity; GTP binding
Source: RefSeq, a predicted model, not a curated record